Cuscuta campestris is the source of this 590-nucleotide messenger RNA. The record is from the annotation of a GenBank genome assembly. Lineage: Eukaryota; Viridiplantae; Streptophyta; Magnoliopsida; Solanales; Convolvulaceae.
GGCAGCGCCGCCGCCGCCGGCGGCACUGGCGGCGGCGCGGUCGCCGUGGCACUCGCCGGUGCCGUACCUCUUCGGCGGCUUGGCAGCCAUGUUGGGUCUCAUUGCUUUCGCUCUCCUACUGCUUGCUUGCUCCUACUGGCGGCUCUCCGGCUACCUCGAAAACGACGGAAACGAAAACAACGAUAGCUCCGACAUCGAGGCCGCCGGCGGCGACGGGAACGGUCGCGGCGGGGCGCCGCCGGUGUUCGACGAGAAGCUGUUAGUAAUCAUGGCCGGGCAGGUGAAGCCGACGUUCUUGGCGACGGCGGUGGCAAUUAGAACGGCGUCGUUUGGGAGUAGCUGUAGUAGUAGUACGCAGAGCAGCGAAAGUUGUACCGCGGGGGGAGAAGAUCAAGAGAAACGGGAUCAGGAGAAAGAAUAAUCUUGUGGAAAUGGUUAGUUUGGAGGGCCCAAUGGACAGCAUAUUUUGUAAUUGUAUGCUUUUUUUAAAAAAAUUAUUAUGGAGUAAAAUUCUUUUUAUAUUUCCAUUGCUUUUUCCCCCCUUUUAAGAGUUUUCACCCAAAUAAUUUUAAUCAAAUUUGUGAAAUUUC